AGUAGCUAAAAUAAAACGUUCGUCAAAGGGUUUUGCUCUUGGCGUUUAAUAUUAAAAAUCCAAUAGUUCAUUGAUUCAAAAAUAUAGUAUUUUAAUAAGGCAUAACGGGGAGGUUAAUUAGAUCGACAAUAGGGCGGUUCCAAUUUAACACACAAGACUAAAACUUCAACAGCCGUGUACAGAUUCUCACACAAAGAUGAUUCAUUCACUGUGCCUCACGGAAGUUGACGCCAAAUGGCGGUCGGUCAGAGUGGCUCUGGAAGAAGCUGCGGGUGGUGACGGAGAAGGAUGGACGACGUGUCCUUGUCGGAUUCGGAAAGGGUGGCCGGGGAGCGAUGGGCGCCGGUGGGGGCCGUGGCGAACCCCGAGGAGGAGGAGAGCAGCGUGGCUGGAGUGGGCCUGGCGGGCGGCGCGGCGGUGGCGGUGAUGGCGGAGAAGAUGCAGCGGCUGGAAGGUGAGCAGGAGCUGCUGAACUCGUCGCUGCUCGCACUCACCUCGCACUUCGCCCAGGUGCAGUUCCGCCUCAAGCAGAUCGUUAACGCGCAGAGCGAUGAGAAGGAGCGGCUGUUGAAGGAGCUGGAGGACUUCGCCUUCAAGGGCUGUCCGCAGCCCUUCGUAACCCGGGCACUGGACGGACAACAGCUGGACAGUGCGAGUGAAAGGGAAAAACUUGAAAGGCUCGAGGCCCAAAGACAGAAGCAGAAGGAACUGAUUAUACAACUAAAAACACAGUUGGAUGACUUGGAGACAUUUGCUUAUCAAGAGGGCAACUAUGAGUCUCUCCCACAGUCGAUUGUCCUAGAGCGCCAGCGGGUGAUCAUUGAUGAAUUGAUUAAGAAGCUAGACGUGAACCUAAAUGAAGACUUUAGCAACUUGUCGCCAGAUGAACUCCGACAUCGUGUUGAUGCAGCAAUUGCUCAAAUAGUGAAUCCAGCAAGAGUGAAAGAACAGCUGGUGGACCAGCUUAAAACACAGAUUAAUGACCUCGAAAUGUUCAUUAAUUUUCUCCAGGGUGAAGUUGGCAGUCCCCCACAAAUUGAGAUUGGGAGGUGUACAUGUCCUGUACAUGGAGUAAGUGGCUCCAAAGCAUCAACUGCAAAAUUAUCAAGCGGAAGCCAUCACGUGGAUCCAGAAAUGGCGAGAAAAAUGAGGGCGACUGGGCUAAGUCUCAUGCGCAGAGCCCUGGCAGUGCUGCAGAUAUUUGCUGUUAGUCAGUUUGGGUGUGCGACUGGUCAGAUCCCGCGUGGAUUGUGGCAGCCUGAUGAAGCUAACAAGGACUACAGUCCACUGCUACUGAAACUAGAAGGAGCUGUGGAUAAAGUAAAGCAUCUAGCGGUAAGCUAUCAGUCGGAAGAACAUGUGAUUACCUGCCGUGACCUCAGUCUUAAUAGGAAAAAUGAGCUAACAACUGCUGUUCGAAAAGAGCUGGCAAUAUCUCUCAGGGACCUGAUGAGCCAUGGUUUGUAUGCUUCUUCUCAAGGAAUGAGUUUGGUUUUAGCUCCAAUUGCAUGUAUUUUACCCUCAUUCACAGCAGCCCCGCAAACUAUACAUCCAUGGCAACUUUUUGUGAAAUACUACACCACCAGAAAUGGCAGAGCCUUUGUAGAGUCUCCUGCUCGUAAGCUGUCUCAAUCUUUUGCCUUGCCAGUGUCUGGAAGUGGUGUUGUGACUCCUAAACAAAGUUUACUCUCUGCGGUUCACACUGUGCUUACUGAGCAUGGCCCCUACAAGCGCAGUGCAGAUUCAGAAUUUAAGGCCUUGAUAUGCAUGGCAUUGAAUGAGCGGCGUUUGGUUUCCUGGAUAAAUCUGAUCUGUAAAUCUGGAACACUUAUCCAAAGUCACUACCAGCCAUGGAGCUACAUGGCUUCAACUGGUUUUGAGAGUACACUCAAUAUUCUUAGUCGUCUUAGCAACCUGCACUUUGAUCUGCCGUUCGACUCUGCUGUUCGACAAUUAAAAAACAUCAAAGAUGCUUUUUAGUGUUUCUUGAUCGGUAUAUUUUAUUCAAAGCAUUCUAUUUUCUCCUAUUUAAAAUUAAUUUAAAUGUUACUUACAAAUUAAACUAUGCUACUCCUUUAUGAAUUUAAAGUUUUAGUUGAGUGGUUGAGGCAUGUUUAGAAUUGAUUGGAUCAUUUUCUUCCCCCAGUGAUCAGUUACAGUUCUAUUUUAAUUAUUUAAGUGGCGACAGGUAUCCUUUUAUGAAACUCCAGAAUUAAAAAUUUAUAAGAAUAUUGCAGAUUGUUCACUGAAUUAUAGGAUGUACUUCCAUAUGUCAUCAGCAAAGUAUAAUGGGAUAAUUGCAAGGAAUGUGACAUUUGGUUGAAGUGCAUAUAUUAUCACAGAUUAAAUUGGUCUUCUGGACAAGUUACAAUUGUUUUUGGAAAGCAUGAUUGUGAAUUUUGUACAUAAGCUUGAAGCUGGGUGAAGGUUGAAUGUUUUUUCACAUUUUUGUCAUUUUUAAGAGGAAUGUCUGCUAAUGAAAGCUGAGGCAUUGCUGCAAACUGGUUAAGUAAAAGAACAGCAAGCCAUAUAUUUAAUGAGACCUCUUAUGACAGAAAAUCGUGUUCUAAAGCAAAAAUUUUUGAGGGAGAGCCUUUGUCAAGUUUAAUGGCAAAGGUACAGUAUUUUCUCCAUUCUUGAUCUGUUGGUUAAUUUUUACGUUUAAUCAUUUCCUAGUCUGCACAUCAGGCUUCAGCCUAGAAGUAGCCGAGCUUUAGAUCUGUAGUCGAAAGGACUUAUUCAAGCUGGAGGUCUGUAAUUAGUGGUGUUCUGCAGGGAUCUAUGGUGGGACCUCUGCUGUUUGUGAUGUAUAUAAAUCAUUUGGAUGAAAAUGUAUGGGUGUGUUCGUAAAUUUGUGGAUGAUACCAAGAUUGGUGGAGUUGUGGAUAGUGUAGAAGACUGGCAUUAGAAUACAGCACAAUAUAGAUCAGUUGCAGAUAUGGGCAGAGAAAAGGCAGAUGGAGUUUAACCCAGAUAAAUGUGAUGUGUUGCACCUUGGUAGGGCAAAUGCAGGGAGACAGUACACUGUUAAGGGCAAGAUCCUUAAUGGUGUUGCUAAGCAGAGAGAUCUUGGGAUCCAAGCUCUUUGAAAGUGACUGCACAGGUCGAUAGGGUGGUGAAGAAGGCCGAUGGAAUGCUUGCAUUUUAUUAUUCAAGGCAUUGAGUUCAAAAGUCAGGAGGUUAUGUUGCAACUUUAUUGAAAUUUAGUUGGGGCACAUCUGGUGUAUUCCAUACAGUUCUGAUCGCCCCAUUAUAGGAAGGAUGUUGAGGAUUUGGAGAGGGUGUGGAAGAGUUUUACUAGGAUGCUGCCUGGUUUAGAGAGCAUGUGCUAUCAUGAGAGGCUGGUCAAACUUGGGUUGUUUUUUUUUGAGGCGCCUGAGGGGAGAUCUAAUGGAGGUUUACAAGACUAUGAAAGAUAGAGUAUCUUUUUCUGAGGGUGGAAAUGUCUCAAAUCAGAAGGCAUGAAUUGAAGGUGAGAAAGGGGAUGUGAGGGGCAAGUUUUUUUACGCAGAGUGGUGGAUGCUUGGAAUGCACUGCCUGGUAUGGUUGUAGGAGCAAGUACAUUAUGGACUUUAAGAGACGUUUAGAUGGGCACUUGGAGGCCAUUCAUUCAGCAUUUUCAUUUGAUGUAAUUUGAUCAUUUCCAAACUUGUUUUAUCUUUCUGUACUGUUGUUGGAGGGGAAUGGAGUCGUCGACACUAAGGUUUUCUUCUUUUCCAUUUUUAAGUUGUUAGUUUUGCCCAAGUCUUUUAGUUUAGUUGAUUAAUUCUGUUUUUCUUUGGGGAUGGGGUUUGUUUGUUUUUUUUUCUUUUUCAUGGUUUUUUUUUCCAGUUUUUUGCUUUGUGUUAUCCGUUGUUAGUUCUACAUGAUUGGGAGCUUUGUUAAUUUACACUAUUUGGUUUUGCAAUUACUUUUUUAAGUGUAACAAUAUAUCUCCUACUAUUUGUAUUAUUGCUAUGUUUUGUUUCUAUAUUUUGAAAUUAAUAAAAAGAUUGAAAAAGAAAAAGAUGGGCACAUGAAUGUGAGGAAGAUGAAGUGAUAUGGACAGUGUGAAGGUGGGGGGGAUUAGUUUUUCGGGGGGAGGGUUUGGUUUACUUUUUAAGCUAGUUUGACACAACAUUAUGGGCUGAAGAGCCUGUCCCUGUGCUGUACUGUUCUAUGUAAAAGAUUUUUUGACACUGUUCUGACAUUGCUCCAAUGUAUCUCCCUUUUUGUAUAAAAAGAAGUUAUGAAGAACCUGCCCUUAUGCCUAAUGUUUGAGCUUGUUACAUGGGAAAUUGCUGUUUAAGCCCACACCUACCAUUGUUUCGUGUGUUCCAAAUGAUCAUUCUGUAUUUUUGUCUUGCAUAUUAAUUUUGUACUGUCUGGAUAUUGUAUAUGACCAAUGAUGUAAUUGACUACUGUAAGUGUUUGAUAUGGGGUGUGACAUUUUCUUUAAUUUCUUGUGUAUUAAUUGUUCUUGCUACCAAGAAUAUCUAUUAUUACCUGAUCAUUAUGAUCACGUAGCUAAGUAAAUAUAAAUCACUAAUAUCUUAAAUUUAAAUUGUUUAUUUGUUUAUACACAUUAAGAUGUAAUGUAUUCAAUUAAAUCAUGAUUGCCUAGGAGGUCAUGAGAAAUCAUGGAAAUCGGCUUUCAUUAACUGGCUUUGCAUUUUUUUGCUGAGGUAUUAUUAACAUAAUAUUAUACUUUUUUUCCUGGUCAACACUUUUCUGAUAUGUAGCAUUUGAAGGUAACAUGUUGGAUGAAAUAUAUUGACAUCUUAGUUAUUUUCUGUCCAGUAAUCCCAUUUUCUCUCAAUUAUCUUAGAAGUUAUGUAUGUCAUAUUCAUUUUAUGUACUUAAUCACUUCAUUGUGAAAAUGGGAUCACUUGAUAACGGGGCCAAUUGAAAAUGGGACCAUUGCACUGUUUAACUUAUAAUCUGUGGCAAAUUCUUUCUUUAAUUUGGGUUAGGUUUGGAGAAAGGUCUAGUCAUUUGAGUGCAAAUUUUCAAAGUCUUCAGUUAUGCUAAGAAAAAAAAUGGAUCAGGAGUGUUUUGUUCUUUUGAAAAAUUUGAAAUGCGCACUACACCAGAGCACAAGAAUGGAAAGAAAAUCCUUGUAACAUAACAAUGCCCAGACAAUAUUUCUCAUCAAUCUUCAUUUUGAAAUGGGAGCAAACCUUAACUAAACAGAAAAUUGUUAUUUCUUUACCUCAUAAAACAGGAAGGUAUGUAAUCCAUAUGUAUAAUCUGUGUUGUAGAAAGUUGAUAAUUUGAUCAGUUUGAUUUUUAUUUUGCUAAAGGUUUAAGCAAAGAAAGAGCUGAAACUUUUUUUCAAGAAUCAAACCAAAUUUGAUGCCUUUUGAUAGCCGCUGUUAGUUUGAUCAGAAUUCCCUUUGGCAUUUGUAAAGGUGAAACUUACUAAUUCAGAAUUUAUUGGUUAUUGUACUGUCUUGUAUUGUCUAGUUCAAAUCACUGGGUAAUUAGAUUUUUUUAAAUCAUUCCCCAAAGUCUCUAUAUCUCAGUUACAAAGGAGUAUUUGUAACUUCUGUCAGAACCUUGAUUCUAUUGAAUUGCAUCAGUUCAUGAAUGUACUUGCCCUGGGGUUAAAUGAAACAUUUUCAGAAAAAUAUCAAUGUUGUAUGUUUUGCAUUAUUUUCCACUAAAGCCUGUCAGAAACUUCACCCAACUACUUGAAAUCCUCACACUUGAAUAUUGGCUUCCUCUUUAAACGGCUUUAAACAAAUUUGUAAAGUAUGGUAUUAAAUCUGGAGUCAAAUUCUACUUUAGUCCAUCGGCUAUGGGGGGGGGGGGAAGGUGUGCGUGGCUUGCACCUACAUGGUUAAGAUGUUGAGUUGCUUGAGAUGAGAGUUUGUUCACUUUUAUUCAAGUGCCCUUAGGUGGGUGUUCCCACCAUGACAUUUUUGCAUUUCCCAAUGAAAUGUGUUUAUUGGCUUUUGUUAUUUGCGGUCACUUCAAAAUAAUAUCCUGCAGUUACUGCCAGUUGUGUUGGAUAUACUUUCUGUCUCCUGGUUAGUGAAGUCGUAUCAGAGACAUUUGACAAAAGUAUGUGCUGACUUUGCCUGUGUGGCUUCUGCAUACCUUCCCUGCCACCCCCAACCCAACCUCUGACAGUAGAACAGUACAUUUACAAUAUUGAUGUUCUUGGUAUGGACAACUAAUAGAAUAGUUAAUCUUGAUAUAACUUCUACUUGAAGUGACUCCAGAUUGCCAUUCAGGUCUGUUUUAAUUUCUGUUUGCAUUACCAUUAUGGAAUAGUGUUUUUUGUUUGAGCUGCUUAUUCUGCAGGUAACAGGAUACUAUAUUUACGUCCUGAGACAAGUUAGUUUUAAUUGGCUGUCAAAGGCAGGUGGAUUCGAAUCACCUGUGUUACAUGUACACUUAAUCUGUGGUUGCUUUGUUUGAUUUAUGGAUGCUUUGGAGUGAUGUUGGCACUCAUCCUGGUUUGUAUUGUAUUUUUGCUGCUAUUCUGAGUCUUGACACUCAAUUAUAAAUUUGUACUUAAGGGAUGUUACUGAGGGACUGCUGUCUUUUUACUGAGAUUUAACAACAAACCUGGUCAGAUCUUUGAUAAGAUUCUUGAUGUUCAUGCCAAUGUUUCCCACCAGCAAUCACCUCCGAAAGCACAUGAACCAAUUAAGCAUCACAAUUGAUGUUACUGAUUCACCACACUUCAAUUCAUGUUGAAGGGGGCUUGGGAAGUCAUAUUUGAUGAUGCACAAUGCCAAGUAUAUUUCCAAAGAUGAAUGGAAUCUUGAGGAUUAUCCAGCUCAGUAAUGAAACACUAUCAGUUUCUGGAAUUCUUCAAACUGAUCUGGUUAAUUUCAAACGCUAUAAUGCUCCUGCAUUAAAUCCUCAGCACACAGUUUUUUUUUGGUCUAAUAUUUAACAAUUUCAGUUGCAGCGACAGUUGUAAUUGGUAAAUUGUGUGUCUGGAACAAAAUAACAAAUUGCAGUAAAUACACAGCAGAUCAGGCAACAUCUGUGUAGAUGAGAAUACAUAAAGUAGAAGUUGUGAGCAGGCCAGCAGAUCCAUUCAAGCCUGCCCUGGCAUUUACUUUAGACAAUGAUUGCUUCUGUGGAUCAUCACCACACACCCUGACCCACUUCAGGUUGAUGACCCAGAGCUUUGGAUCAGUGCUGCCAGAUCUGAGUAUUACCAGUGCUUUAUUUUUAUUGAACUUUCCAAAAUCUGUAUUUUACUUUGGUCUGAAACUGAAGAUUAUACCAAACCUUGUUACUUUUCAAGACCCCAAAAUGAAUAAAGUCUUGUAAUUGGUAAACAUGUUCAAAGUAAAUUUAUUAUCAAAGUACAUAUUUGUCACCAUGUACUACCCUAAGAUUCAUUUUCUUGCGGGCAUUCACAGUUGAUAUAAUGGAUUCACUGGAAAAACUGCGCACAGCAUAGAUGGGCAAACAAACAAUGUGCAAAAGACAAACUGUACAAAUACAAAAAGGGAAAAAACAAAAUAAUAAAUAAUAAAUAUUGAGAACUUGAGUUGUAGAGUCCUUGAAAGUGAGUCCAUAGGUUGUGAAACCAGUUCAGUGUUGAGGUGAGUGAAGUUGCUCCCCUCUGGUUUGAGAACCUGAUGGUGGGGAUCCUUGAUGGAUGUUGCUUUCCUGCGACAGUGCUUGUAGAUGUGCUCAAUGGUGGGGAAGGCUUUACCGGUGAAGGACUAUGCUGUAUCUACUACUUUGUGUAGGAUUUUCCAUUCAAGGACAUUGGUGUUUCCAUACCAGGCUGUGAUGCAACCAGUUAAUAUGCUCUCCACAAUAUGUUUUAGAUGAUAUGCUGAAUCUUUGCAGACUUCUAAGUAGAGAUUCUACUUUUAUUGGUAUGAGAGAGGAAAUCAAGAUUGGUUGAGUGUUAGACUAUGGUUGAGUCACUCAGCCAUAUUGUGUAGUGUUACAACAUGUAAUUUUAGAUCUGUAUAUCAGAUAGGAGGAAGAUUAUUAUCUUCAUAAUUUCCCAGGUUUUAAAAAAUACUAGUUUUUAUUGAAAGCUGUAAAGAUAAUAAUUACCAGCUCACAUUUUAUGCUACUGGUCUUAGUAAAUUAUUUUGACUGCACUACAUGUAUCAAGGAAAUGCCUUUACUCGCCAAAGGAUAUUGACAAUUACAUUAAAAUGAGCAGCAUUCUGUUAUUUGAAUGUAACUAUGCAGUCAAUACACACAUUUUUAAAGGCCUUUGUUCAUCCAUGAAAAAAGCUCAGAUCUUGAAAAUUUUUGUGAAAUCACCAAAAAAUAUUGAUAAACAAGGUGAAUGAAGACCAAUUGACUGUGCUAUAUCACUUGAAUAAAUGUAAUUUCUUUGCUGAAAUCUUUAUUUGUCAUGUCUAGGUUAUAAAUUUCAGGAUGAUGGUGAAAGCUGUGGAAUGUAAUUGUAUAUAAAGCUAAUUGUAUAUUUUGGAGUUGUAAAAUUAUGCAGUAGCGUAAAUAGCAUGAAUUAUAGUUCUGUCAUAUUCUAAGUAUCAAAGAUUAAGAAAUAAAAUUCUGAC
This is a messenger RNA of Mobula hypostoma (lesser devil ray), 8498 nucleotides long. RefSeq names its product RUN domain containing 1 (gene rundc1). The transcript has 6 exons. Lineage: Eukaryota; Metazoa; Chordata; Chondrichthyes; Myliobatiformes; Myliobatidae. The coding region runs from base 289 to 1980 and encodes 563 amino acids. The record is from RefSeq and is a predicted model, not a curated record.